This is a messenger RNA of Hypomesus transpacificus, 1902 nucleotides long. It is a transcript of the gene shbg, whose product is annotated as sex hormone-binding globulin. The coding region runs from base 277 to 1470 and encodes 397 amino acids. NCBI's taxonomy places the organism in Eukaryota, Metazoa, Chordata, Actinopteri, Osmeriformes, Osmeridae. The record is from RefSeq and is a predicted model, not a curated record. The transcript has 8 exons. Gene Ontology annotation, molecular function: steroid binding.
UUCUUCACGUUUUUUUGGUCUUCUCGCCUGCUCUUCUUUUACCGUAUCUGACCCACACACUCGAAAUCAUCUUUAGACAGUCACACAGGCACAACAUUUUGCAGAUCAAUGGCUUCUGGCACCAGGUGAUGUUGACACUGUUGCCCUCUGGUCUCUGGAGGCGUGGGCUUUUUCAAAGGCAUACAGUCAACUGAAACAUCUCUGCCCGUCACAGCAAGUUACAGCCGGGUUUGUUGGACACAGGUGGUAUAGUUUUAGAUCAAGCCUAACUGAAGGAUGGGCUCAUUGAGGGUGCUAGCUUGUGGUCUGCUACUGGGGUUGAACUUGACGCUGAUGGUCUUGGAGACUGAUGGACAAGAAAACGGAAUGAAAAAGGUGAAAAAGCAGGUGUCGGGCCAUGGCCUUGUCAACCUUGCCCACCAACAGAGAGGAACCUGGAGGCCUCUGAUGCAGACUAAAGCCGACCUCUCAGCGAUCAGAAGUAUCAAGUCUGUGUUUGAGUUACGAACUUUGGAUCCGGAGGGGGCAGUUUUUUAUGGGGACACCAACGCAGGAGAGGACUGGUUUGUCUUCUCUCUGAGGAACGGCAUCCCUGAGAUGCAGAUUGCCAAAGCAGACAUCCUUGUUAGUGCGAUAGGCGGGCCUAAACUGAACGACGGCCAAUGGCAUCAGCUGGGCCUGAGAAAUGAGGGGAAGUUUGUGAUUCUGGACGUGGAUGGGAAGCAGGCUCUGGUGGUGGGGCUGGAGUCCAACAAGACGGAGGAGCUUAUGACGGGACAGAUACGCCUGGCCCUCGGAGGGAUCCUGGUCGAUGAGAAGAAGCUGGUCAAUCCGUUUGUGGCAGAGAUGGACGGCUGUGUGCGAGAGGGCAACUGGCUAAACCUUACCUCACCAUGGGAGACCGAGGAGGUUGGAGACCUCAUGCCUUGCUUUGAUGCCAUCAAACCAGGGGCCUUCUUCUCUGGGGCUGGUCUCUCUGUCUUCAGAACCUCCGAAAUCCCCAUUGGGUCAGAGGAAAAAGGGAUUAAGAUUGACAUCUGGGUAGAGUCAUCGAAUGAAAUGGAGGGAGCCAUUCUUAACCUCCGUAAUGAUGAGCAGGGGUCCAUUCUUUCAGCAAGAGCCAACAACAUAACCAAGGAACUCACACUCACCCUGGGCAAAUCUUCAACCGUUUUGAAAUUGGGCUUCAGCAAACUAUCCAUUACCAUGCUGAAGGACACAGUAAAAGUGGCCCUUGAUGAUACUCCAUUUGACGUCACAGAAAAUGACAAGUCACCAGACUAUUUGGCCAGCUGGAAAGCGGGUAUAUUCCUUAGUUUUGGGGGAAUUCCAGAUGAAGGGGAUAAUUUUCAUGGCUCCCAGUACCUCCAUGGCUGUAUAGAAAAGAUCCAAAUUCAAGGGAAGGAUGUUGAUUUGGACAUAGCCACGUACAAGCACAUCUCUAUCUCCUCCCAUAGCUGUCCUGCAUGAACCCAGUGCAAAUGUGGAUCGCUAAUAGCUUUGGUGCAUCUCUGCUCCUGCUAUCCCACUACUUGGUGAUAUAGGCCAGGGAUGGAUAGAGAUACAACCAGGUACACUUGUCUUUGUUGAGUCAAGAUGUCUAAGCUUCGUAAACGUUUAAUCUCCCUUGUCAAUAAAGGUUUGAUAUGCAUGUUGAAUAAAGUCUUGUUUGCAUGUACAACCAAUUUGAGAUUUUGCCUUUAUUGGAAUUGACUAUACACCAAUGAUUAUUACAUUUAUAUUUUGAUGUUAUAAUCCCAUCAGAGUCUAUAAAUCUUGUUGAUUGUCAAAACUGCGCAUGGAUGUUAAUAAGAAGUUACGCUGUCAUUGCUCUGUUCUAGGUUAAUGCAUUGCAAAUAUAACGUAUUGGUUGCACCAAUUGAAAUAAAUAAAUACAAUUGA